AUGCAAGAGGUGCGGAAGCUGGAAGGAAUUGUCUCUUUUGGAACGAAUAUAAGAGAUACGGGAAGGAACGGUCUCUUCUUUCGGAAUAGCAGUUUCGAUGGAUUUCUAAGAAUGCAAGAUAGACGGGAGGAACGAUCUCUUCUUUCAGAACGGCAGUUUCAGUGGAUUUCUAAGAAUGCAAGAUAG
Messenger RNA from Rhizophagus irregularis DAOM 181602=DAOM 197198, 186 nucleotides. The record is from RefSeq and is a predicted model, not a curated record. NCBI's taxonomy places the organism in Eukaryota, Fungi, Glomeromycota, Glomeromycetes, Glomerales, Glomeraceae.